Cryptococcus amylolentus CBS 6039 is the source of this 1683-nucleotide messenger RNA. RefSeq lists its product as hypothetical. Bases 102 to 1397 code for a protein of 431 amino acids. The record is from RefSeq and is a predicted model, not a curated record. The transcript has 2 exons. Lineage: Eukaryota; Fungi; Basidiomycota; Tremellomycetes; Tremellales; Cryptococcaceae.
CAGGGGCACUCGAAGCGUUUGCAAAACAUAACGUGCCCCGAACGGUCCGAUGCUUGUCUUUCUGCCGUAGGCCUAGCUGGAGGCCGGGAUCCUUUUUCACCAUGCGCGCUCAACGACGUGUUCUUUUUCCCAGUUUGAACAACCACAUCAGUUCGGAAUAUAGCUCAAAGCACGCUAUGACGGCUAUAAUAACACAGAGACCCGCCAACGCACCGAGCGAGUGCCUCACACUGCCCCUCGACGUCGCCAACCGUAUAGCGUCCUACCUCCUGGACGACCAUGCCCACGCAACACUUGCUGCCCUUCAGCGCUGCUCGAAGGAAUACUACCUCGCGCUGUCCCCUGUCACGUAUAGAAGGGUAGACUUUAGGUCAGUCGAGACUUGCGACCUUUUCCGGCUGGGAGAAGGGUCCAAGGCUGAGCAGGUAACGCCCAAAAAGGUCGACGACGCUGUCGCGUCAGGCGCGUUCUUCUCCCUCAAAGCAAGCUCUUUCCGCCGCAUGGUAGCCUUAGGGUACAUCAAGCACCUCACCAUCCACUCCCUACCCGCCUGCACCUCCCCUCUCUCCAAAUCGUUUUCGUCAGUCGCCCGCUCCUCUGACGCCUUGCUUUUGCCGGGGCUAGAGUCGGUAGCCUUGGGCGCCAAAGUGGCAGACGAGAUCCGGACAUACAUCCCAGAGACGUACGACCGCCCCCACAACCCUCUCUUCCUUGAAGCACUCAUACACACCUCCCGCCCCUCCUCCCUCUGUCUCGCCCACCGCGUCGUGCCCUCUAUAGAGUGGGACGAGCACCUCGAGAUGACGUCCAUCAAACAAUACCAGCUCGUCGCCCGUGUCAACCAAUUCAUCGAGGACGGCUGGGCGUCCUUGAAGGUGUUUGAAGUGCAUGAUGUGGUGCAUCAGGUGUUGCCCUCUCUCAAGGGAUGUAGGAAUGUGUACCACUUUGCUUCGCAUUGUGUGGGACCGCCCGAGGCACCGAGGUUUAUCGCUCCCGGUUUGGCGUCGACGUUCACGCCAGGGCCCAAGUGGAACUUUCGCUCCUGGCAAAUCGGCACUGCUAUCAAAAACCUCUUUCCCUCCGGCAUCUCUCCUGCUGCCGUGCUUCAAAACACUUCUUGGGAGUUUGUCAACCACGAAGGACACAUCCUGACAAAGCCGGAGAAUGACGACGAUGAUGAUACCGGCGUGGGGUAUCUGGAGGUUGGAAGGUUGAUAGGAGAUGCGUUGAAGACGGGUUUGCCGAUGGAGCUGGCAGGUCGAGAUGGGUUCAAGGGCGAGUUGGCCAUGGAGGUGCUGGUGAGAAUGUCUUUUGAGCGAGGAGAGAAGGCUUGUGAAUCUUGUCAGCGUGUCGGCUGCGCCAACGCGACGGUAACGAAAUUACAAGACGUCUUAUGACAUUGCCGGGAGUGUGGGCGGCGCCACACAGGUACUACAUCGGCGGGGUGUCUUGCUGCUCCUGCACAGCCUGCUUGGGCAUACGGGGGAGCAGGAGCAGGGAGAAGAGAGGCGGCAUGGCCAAGGGAGAUUUAUCUGGUACCGAGGCCCAGGUUCGAGAAAGUAUGCGCGUAGUACUUGUGGGUAACGACUGCACUUCGGGAAGGAGUUGGAGUUGUAGGAGAGCAUUCUGUUCUGUCUUGAACUGUUAGAGUCCAUAGAUGUUGCCGUGACAUUGUUCAGUCUA